ACAUGCUGAUGCAUAAAAGGUCCUACGUGACAAAACCAUUACAUGAAACAUUGGGAUUCCUCUUGGCAUCAUGCACGGUCUACACAAACUCCUGUUUUUCUGUGUUCUGAUAUGUGUGGAAGAAAAUGCACUUGGAAGUGAAAUAAUACACGGUCAAACUGUACCGGACGACUUAAUGCUGUACAUGGCCUCAGUACAGAAUGACAAGGGUAUCCACCUAUGUGGAGGUUUUCUCAUCAGUGAAGACUUUGUAGUUACCGCUGCACACUGUGAUCCUAAAGGGAAGCCCAUAAGUGUUGUUCUCGGCACCCACGAUCUCAACAAGGUUAAUGAGACAAUGAGAUACCAAGUAGAGAAAUGCAAACACCCAUCGUACAAGGAUGUUGGAAGUGGCAACGAUAUAAUGCUCCUCAAACUGUCUACAAAAGCAAAACUAGGCCACAGAGUACAACCUGUUCAGCUUCCGAAGACAGAGAUGAAAGUGAAAGACAAAGCAAAGUGCCGUGUAGCUGGAUGGGGUCGUACAUCAACAAAUAGUAAAACUUCUCCUGUUCUGCGAGUAGCAGGGGUGUCCAUUAUCAACCAUAAGACAUGUCAGAAGGAAUGGGCUACAGUUAGACGUCCACCUCUUCCCAAAAACAUCAUCUGUGCAGGUGGAUAUGGCACUGAUAAAGGAUUCUGUAGGGGUGAUUCUGGUGGUCCUCUGGUGCACGGGGGUGUGGCGGUUGGUGUUGUGUCAUUCAAUAUGGGGUAUAACUGUGAUUACCCAAAUGUACCCAACGUUUAUACUGACGUGUCCAAAUUCCUUCCCUGGAUCAAAAAGAGCCUUAAGAAAAGAAGCUGUUAUAAAGGUGGAAGUCGAUCAUGCAGAGUGUAUAAAAAGGCCAUCUUCACAGCCCACCAGCAACAGGUUGAGUUGUCUCUGACCAUCAUGCAUCGUCUUCACAAUUUUCUGCUUCUGCUAGUUCUGGCAAAUCUGGGACGGAAUGCUCUUGGGAGUAAAAUCAUAAAUGGGAAAAAGGUGGAUGAAAACUCAAUGCUGUACAUGGCCUCAGUACAGAAUAACAGAGUUCACGAUUGCGGCGGAUUCCUCAUCAGUGAAGACUUUGUACUCACUGCUGCACACUGUGACAAGAGCUCUCUAAGUGUCGUUCUCGGUACACACGAUCUGAGGAAUGUUGAUGAUUCAAUGAGAUACAGCGUGAAGAAAUGCAAACACCCAUCUUAUGAGAGCAUUGACAAAGGGAAUGACAUCAUGCUCCUGAAAUUGUCUCAUAAGGCUCAGCUGGGUGACAAAGUGCAAACAGUUCCACUUCCAAGCCAAGACAUGGACCUGAAGGAAAAUGAACAGUGCCUUGUAGCAGGAUGGGGUAGCACAACAAGUCAUGGUGCAUCCGUCAAAGAGCUCCUACAGGCGGAUGUGUCGAUCAUCCAAACGGAUCUCUGUAAGGAGAAAUGGAAUGACAUCAUCCCUGAUAGUGUUAUCUGUGCAGGUGGAUACGGCACAGACAAAGGAUUCUGUCAGGGUGAUUCUGGCGGACCUCUGGUGUGCAACGGGAUUGCAGUCGGUGUUGUGUCUUUCAACAAGAACUUAAACUGUAGAUACCCAGAUGUUCCCAACGUCUACACUGACAUAUCAAAAUUUCUCCCUUGGAUCAAAAUGACCCUUGAGUUAAACGAUUGUUAGGUGUAAUGAUCACCUGAUCAGCUUGGCCUCUGCACAUAUUAGAGCAGACAUUUAUAACCCAUGCCAGCC
Messenger RNA from Sphaeramia orbicularis (orbiculate cardinalfish), 1756 nucleotides. RefSeq lists its product as uncharacterized. Gene Ontology annotation, biological process: proteolysis. The transcript has 10 exons. Bases 71 to 1687 code for a protein of 538 amino acids. Gene Ontology annotation, molecular function: serine-type endopeptidase activity. NCBI's taxonomy places the organism in Eukaryota, Metazoa, Chordata, Actinopteri, Kurtiformes, Apogonidae. The record is from RefSeq and is a predicted model, not a curated record.